Molecule: messenger RNA, 7154 nt
Organism: Xyrichtys novacula (pearly razorfish)
Lineage: Eukaryota; Metazoa; Chordata; Actinopteri; Labriformes; Labridae
Source: the annotation of a GenBank genome assembly
AUGUGGCUGACACUUCAAACAGUCUGUUCAAGAAACAGGACAUUCUGCAGAAGGAGUUACGUCGUUUCUCUGCUGAAAUGUUCAAGGCUCAGGGGUAAUACCAACCAGACAGUUGGACUCUCAACACAAACAUGCAAGGCUCUUCUUUACAGAAAACACGGAGACCCUUCGCAAGUCAUUCAGUAAGAACUUCCGUCUUAAUGUAAAGACAUAUAUCGUGUUUUCGUAGUUUGAUAGCUAGGAGCUAACCUGAAUUUAGCACCCUUAGGAAUCCAUAGCGACAGUCUAGUGCAGUGGUGCGGCAGUGAGUGGCCCUUUAAUCUUUAUUCUCAAAUAUUUGAUCCAGCUAAACCAAAAUGUAGUGUUUAAAACUCUUCCAAAAUGCAUAACGCUCACCUUCGUGUUGCUGUAACCAAGCAAAAGAGCACAAGUGUAGUUUCUUUCUCGCUCUGUUUCGGUGUGCCGGGGUGUAAGGAGCUCGGCUCUGCCCCCUUCAGGUCGGAGGACGACGAUGGUAACGGUUAAUUUAAAAUGGAAAACAGCGGUUAGGUCAGUUUCCGCCUUAACGCUUCAAUGAGACAAUAAACUCAAAGCAAAAAGCUACUUAAAAGUGUUGAACAGUCAUAUACGGUCGUGAAUCUAAACAAAAUAAAGAUUUAAUCGAAAAUUUACAGUAAAGCUCAUCUGAGGUAACGGUUCCAAAGUUGAAGUCGCCAGAUGCUAUUGACGAUAAAACUAGUAGGCUAACACUAUCACUAUCGCCGAGUGAAUUUUACCCGAAAUAAUAUACCCAAGAGCCAUGAGGGGACCAUAUAAAAAUGCAACAAAAUAAUAUAUAUAUAUAUAUAUAUAUAUAUAUAUAGAGAGAGAGAGAGAGAGAGAGAAACUGUAAACUUAGUCUCUUUUCCACCCAUUCCUGGGGCAUGUGAGUCUUCUCUGGUGAAGACUCAGGGUCCUUGGCACAAUACCAGCUGCAGGAGAGAAAACCAAAAUAUGGCAUAUUAUGAGUGAGUAAAAAUGACCAGCUGACUAAAAUAUUCCUAUCACCAUAUGAAUUCCCUUGAAAAUCACUACUUUGUGAUACUUAUUCAUAACCACUGCGCUAAAUAAAGAUAGCAUGCAAAUUCCAGGACCACUCUUACUGACCUUAUUCGCCUACAUGCAGCUAUGAAAUCCACCCAAACCUACUUAACCUCUAUCACUAUUGUCGGGUGAAAAAAAGGUUUUGGAUAAGGGAAACAAAUAUGCCUUCAAAGAUGUCAAAGGCAAUGCUGAAGCUACCCAGGGACCCAUGAUACUCAGACAAACACAACAUAAUAAAAAUCAGGUAAACAUGUUUGGUCAGGUGAAAUCACCCGACGAUGGUGUUCUAGGGUUAAAACUGUUAAAACUCAACAAUUUCUGAGAAGUUAAUACAAAACAGCACAAUUUUAGUAAUCCCAUAUAAAAAAAGGUAUUUUCUUGAUGGACACGACUUUAUCAGAUUACUUUAAAUAACAUUUUUUUUUACCUGAUGUUUUUUGUGUUGUUCUUUGUCACUUACCAUGUCUGAGGCAGUGAGCAAUAUUUGACCACCUAAUGGGACUAUGGGAGCCAGUCACCUGUCUCUAGCACCAUUAUUUAAGGCAGUAAGAAUUAAAAUAUCAAACAAUGAGAGAAGUAGUAUAAUAUAUAAUAGUAGCGUUUUGAAAUAUUUCUUCCACUCAAGAGUAAAAUCAAAUUCAAAUUAUGUCACCAAACCAUCGACACCAUGGUGCAAAAACAGAUGUUAGAAAUAUCUAGAUACACUGAUAAACUGUAUUCUAUGAUUGCCAGGUUGGAGGACAUAGAUCUGCCUCCUUUAGGUACAAAGGAUGUCCUGGUUAAGAUUCUGGCAGCUCCGAUAAACCCAUCUGAUAUCAACAUGAUUCAAGGUUUGUUGUUCACCUCCUGCAAACAAAAAUGUGGCACAGUAUUUGAGAAAUGUAAAAGAAAAAUAUAUUUUUUUCCCCCUUUCUCUCAGACAUGUAAUCUUUUUUCACAUGGUGGAAACUUCCUCCUUCCUCAGAAGUGUCACUUGGUCGGUGUGACAAUUUUUUUGACAGUAUGACAAGUAACACUUCUGAGGAAGGUGGAAGUUUCCGCCAAAACAUGUCAAGGCAUGUGAAAAAAGAUUACAUGUCUAAGAUACAAUUUCUAACAAUUUCUAAGAAACUGAAGACAUAAUGAACAUCAUUCAACAGAAAAAAAACUUGUUUUUCAGGUACUUAUGCUAUCCUGCCUGACCUUCCAGCUGUUGGGGGUAAUGAGGGAGUGGCACAGGUGUUAGAGGUGGGCAGCCAAGUGAAAUCCCUCAAAACAGGAGACUGGGUUAUACCAAAAGAUGCUGGUCUUGGUAAAAUGCAGCUUGUGUAUUUCAAGAUUGAGUCUAGAGUGUAACUAUUGUGCUCUCGUAAUGACACCUAACGUUUGCGCCUUGUGUGAGAGCAGGAACAUGGAGGAAAGAGGCGGUGCUAGCUGAAGACGACAUCAUCUCGCUCCCCAAUAACAUUCCCCUGCUGUCUGCUGCUACACUGGGAGUGAAUCCCUGCACUGCAUUUAGGAUGCUGUCUGACUUUGAAGAUCUGAAGACAGGUAAAUUCUGCAUACACAGGGUCAUAUUUUCUUUCACUGAUAUCUUUGGAUUGCAGAAUGAAGUUCAGAAUUACGGUUUAUAUUUUUGAUAGUAAACCUCUUUCAUGAUUACAGAAGACAGAUACAAGAAUUCAGGUUCAGAGUUAUUUUAAUACUUGCAAGAUGGAUACACAGAAGUGUUCUUCAAUUGUGGGGCUUCAGAGUCUUUUAUCCUCGCUUCAUCAGCCUUCCUGGAUCUGUGUCAUCAUUUCCAUGGAUGUUCCUGAUGCUGGUUAUACUUUUCCUUUUCAUCCUCCCAGUGAACCCACAUUCCCUUACAUUUUACAGUUUUUGGGUCAUAUAUUUUCAUCAUUUUCCUCCUGUUUAAACUCAGUUCUCAGUAUCACAAAACUUUUUUUCAGCUCAGCUUGGAUGAACAUAGGUGACAGUAGUUCGCCGCUGUCAUCCUCAUGAGUUAAUAAGUGGUCUGGAUUAUCAGUUUGAGCAAUGUAUUGAUAUAAACCUUUUGGUAAGAUUGUUUUUUUUUUGGUCUGAGUUUGGAUUCCCCCCCUUUCUUUCCCCACAUUUCACUUUCUAAGAUGCAUGGUUCUGCAUCUCUCUUAAAAUGUCACUAUCUAGAUGUGUAACUUCCUGUAGUGUCGGUGUCAGCUAAGGGAAACUGUGCAGCUUUCUUAGCUUCCUUGUCUGCUGUGCAAUUCCCCAUCGAAAUUGGGUCCUGUUGUGUGUGUGCUGCAGACUUGAGAACAGCUAUUUUUAGUGGAAGUUGGACUGCAUCCAAGAGCAGUAAGAGACAGUCUCAGUGUGUGAUAGCUUUGCCUGUAGAUGUGACCAUGCCUCUAUUUUUCUGCUGCUGUGCAACACAUACAUGAAAAUGCAUAAUUGCUGUCUGUGUAGAUAUUCACUAUCUUAUCUUGUCUACACUUCUGCAGCCUGUGCUGAUAGGUGUGGCAGUAACAACUCUGCCUUAAACACUGAGUUUUAUGUAACUGCUGUAUAUCCUGUAGCAUCAGUACCAUCUGGAUCCUUUUCGCAGGAUCCAUCUACAAUUGAAGUCAAAUAUGCUUUUGCAUGGGUGUAUCUUUAAGGUACUUUCUCUGUAAUAUAUUCGAUUUUCAGGUAAACAAUUGAGUGGCUCACCAUCUAUUGGUGCUGGUAUAAGAGUAGAUGAUUUGCAGGAAAAUGUCUGAUACAUUAUUUAGUACCUUGAGCGUUGAGUGUGCUUAACUUUUGUUUUCCAGAGUUGUUGCUUGCUUUUACUGCUUUUAUGAACUAGUUCAGCGAGGAAUGAUAACAGAGCUUAAGUGUCUGCCGUGGCAUUUCUCUAUUGUCUCUGAACAUAACAAGAUAUCAUCAGCAUAGAGCAAUAUCUGACUAUUUUGCCGUGGUGUCAAUUUAGACAAAUCUGCUGGCAUAGCUUGAGAAAAAAUAGUUGGACUUUUAUAACACCCCUGUGGAAGUCCUGUAUAGCUAGAUCAUUUUCCCUCCCGAACCAAAGUUGAGAAUUCUUAUCUACUGGGAUAGAAAAAAAUGCAUUUGCUAACUCAAUAACAGAGAAAUAUCUGCUUUCAGGUAUUAAAUCAUUUACUAAAACUGGAGGAUCUGGAACCACUGGUGCUCUAGGCAUGACUGCUCUAUAUUUACUGCCUGCAAAUCUUGUAAACAUCCUCCAUCCUGUAGAGGGUGCCAAGGUAUAAACACUAAGGCUGGUCUGCUUAUCUUGCUCUAGGGUUUUGCAUUUCCAUCAUUAGAAACUGUUCAACUGUAGAACCAUGUCUAUACCGGAAUGUGUUUUAUAAGGCCUGACCAUCUCCAUCAGCUUCCCCAUGCUCCAGUGAGUUGUUUUUUGGUUCUGUGGUGGCAGGUAUGAUGAGGUGCACAUGUCGGUUGGUGGCAGAGAGGAGGGGAGGACGCUCUGGUUGUUGUGCUCUUGGUUAGACCAGCGCAGGGAGGAGGACAACUGCAUUUAUUUUCCUCUUUACUCAUACUUAUCUCUCAACUUUCUAAAAUGUAUGACAUUUUCUUGAUUCUUUUGAUGCAUUAAUUUUGUUUCAUGCUCAUGGAACACUUCAUUUGCGACAAUUUUGGUUUCUGCAAGCUGAGGAUUUACAUUGUCACCGUUAGGUUUCAGUCCUCUGUUUUCUCUUUGGAGACAGUUUUGACAACCGUAGUUUUAAACUCACAUUAUAUAUGUAUACAUAUUAUUUAUAUUAAUAGUUUUUUAAAUUAUUUACAUUUUGACAUUUUUAUUGUCUUUUUAAGUCACUUAUUUUACUUUAUCAGUGGGACUCAAACACACAUUAAAGGGACUCGAACCUUUAUGCAUGCUCAUUAAGUUUUAGGUCUUCUUGUCAGGCUACUAGUUUACUUGGUCUUUUCAGACUCUCUUCUCCCAUGGGACUAUAACCCCUUACUUUUACUCUGUGGGACUUGAACCUUCAGUCAGUAACGCUUAUUCUUUAUUUUCAUCUAUUCUCUCUCUCUCUUUCUCUCACUUUGAUUUACCUGAUUUUUAUGUCUCCUUCUUAGUCUUUUUGUUUGCGAUUUCAUCACUCCCACCUCAGUAGACAGAUUCUUCCCAGCCUCUUAAUUAUCCAAACUGCUCUUCUGUAGGCGCAGGGCAGAGGUCUUUCACUCAAAAGUCCCAGAAUCCCUUUGCACGGUAUUGAGUCCCCUGUCCAGGGAGGACAGAAUAUCUUGAGAUCCAGCUCGAAGGACCAAGAUAUGAUAGAAAAAUUAUUUCAUUAUGAAAAGAGCCAGACACAAGAAUUCAGGUUAAGAGUUAUUUUAAUUCUUGCAAGAAUGGAGCACAGCUCAUGCUCCGAGUUGAUACACAGCAGCGUUCUUUGACUGAGGGGGUUUCAGAGUCUUUUAUCCUCACUUUAUCAGCCCUCUCGGAUCUUUGUCAUCAUUUCCAUAUAUGGUCAACAGACAACUCAACAAGUAACACCUGCACAUGCUCUCAGUGCUGUUUAUACGUUUCCUGUUUCUGCAUAUAUAAGUGUCACAGUGCGCUUAUCCUCCCAGAGGACUCAAACUGUACAUAUACAGCCUCUGCACAACUUGAGUGAUAUUUUUCCAUCAACUUUAAAGGACUAGAAUUUUUAAAUUUGAGUACAGUUUGUUGAACAAGUAUAACACACUACUCACUGAACUCAAAGACACUACCUUUGUCCAAAUCUCCAAAAACACGAUUUGAUCUGUAGCAAUUUGUGCAAGCUGUGACCGUUUCCUUCAUUCUGUUGUCAUUGCAGGUGAUACUGUGAUCCAGAAUGCAGCCAACAGUGGAGUUGGACAGGCUGUUAUACAGAUUGCUGCUGCAAAGGGAAUAAACACUAUCAACGUUGUCAGGGACAGGUGAACUCAGUCAUAUCAGAUAAACUGUUCAAUGAUGAUGUUUCUCGACUUUUGUUUGACAAAUUGUGCUUGAAUCGUUGGUUAAAUUUAGUUGUGUUUCUUAUAUGAAGUCUUUUUACUGGCUCAGGGCAUCAGCGUGUUCUUAAGAGCUACUGUACUUAGUGAUAGUGAGUAAUGUUGUCCAAGAGUAGCCGAGUUUUCGUGUGUGCAAGAAUUUAUGGCUGUUAUGAACUUGUUCAUUGUGUCUCUCGUUUUCCAAAGGCCAGAGUUCGCACAGCUCAGUGAUAGGCUGAAGGCCAUCGGCGCAACUCAUGUGAUCAAAGAGGAGGCACUAAGGCGGCCUGAGAUGAAGGAGCUGUUCAAGGUCUGUGUGUUUGAAGACAGGUUAAUAGAUCUGAUAAUGUAGCUGAGGCUAUUUAUUAAUAAACACAGUCAUGGCAUCAUUGUGUUUUUAUUGUCUCUCAUACAGAGCUGCCCAAGGCCUAAACUGGCUCUGAAUGGAGUCGGAGGAAAAAGUGCCACAGAGCUGCUCCGUCAUCUACAGUGAGAACAUCAAAUCAUGUCACAAGUCAUGAUCUGAAACUGAAAUAUGUAAUCAUCAGAUCAGCACCAUAUCAUAUUAUAACACCGUACUGUCUUAUAAAUUAAAGAUUAGGUGGAUCUAUGGUGACGUAUGGAGGGAUGGCAAAACAACCUGUCACUGUUCCUGUGGUAAGACUAAAUCUCCUACUUUCUUACUUUAUCACUAUUCUUUAUCACUAUAUCUUACUUUAUCUUAUUUUAAUCUUACUUGAUCAUUUCAAAACAAAAAGUUUUCUGCAAACAAAAUAUCCUAAACUUGUUUUCUCCAGAGUGCCCUCAUCUUUAAAGAUGUAAAAGUUCGGGGGUUUUGGGUCACACAGUGGAAGAGAAAUCACUCCAAAGGUGAGCCGCUGAAGCUUCAUAUUUUACAGGUCAAAAUACCCAAAUAUGACUAAUAUUAUAGGUUUAAUAACGUAUUUUUUUAACUUUGUUUUGUCUCAGAUGGAAGAGCAUUUCGAGCCAUGCUGGACGAACUGUGCAACCUCAUCCAGCAGGGAAAGCUGGAGGCGCCUGCCUGCACUGAGGUGGGCCUUGAAGACUACUCCAAAGCUCUGGACACAGCCAUGCAGCCUUUCACUUCAGUUAAACAGGUCCUGAUCAUGUGA